AUGCCACAGACAGGGAAUCAGACGAGCUUGUACAACAAGCUUGUCAUCACUUUUGUUGCUAUUGGCGGUACCACGUAUGGAUAUGCCGCCUCAAUCAUAGGAAGCACGAUCGGACAACCAGGCUGGUAUCAAUUCUUCAAUCUCCCUCAAAAUGGCGAACCCGGCUACGAUACUAUAACCACACCAGCGAUUGCAACCGCCAAUGGCCUCUUCUCUGCUGGUGGCGCCGUCGCUUGCCUGAUACUCAUGUGGGCUUGCGACUACUACGGGCGUUUGAGGAGCAUCCAAUUUGGUUGCGCAUUGGGUAUUCUCGGUGGUGUGCUUCAAUGCGCUGCUCAGAAUCUUGCUAUGUUCCAGGCUGGUAGAUGGAUCAUGGGAAUGUGUGUCGGUCUUAUGGCUACCGUAACGCCCAUGUACCUCUCCGAGAUGUCCAGCCCUCUAGCCCGAGGCUGGCUUGUAGGUCAUCAUGCGAUCUUUCUUGUCUUCGGUUACAUGCUAUCCUCCUGGAUCGGUUUCGCUGUAUACUUCUCUUCAAAUCUCGAGUUUGGAUGGCGCUUCCCAUUGGCGUUCCAAAUCCUCCCACCAGUUGUGCUUCUUGCCGGUUCUCCAUGGAUCCCGCGCUCGCCUCGAUGGCUCAUGUCCAAGGGCCAUCGCGACGAAGCAUGGUCAGUGCUCGUGCGUCUUCGCAAGUCGCCCAAUGACCCUGAAGAUCUGGUUGCGAAAGAGGAGUUCUACCAGAUUGACAAGCAGCUUGAACUUGAUGCUAAAAAGCUGGAGGCUUAUGGCGGGAACCCUUGGAAGGCCGUGCUGAAGAAGAAAAGUUAUCGCACUCGCAUGAUCAUUGGAUUCAUGACGCAGUGGGGUGCCGAGUUUGGAGGUCCUCUCAUCAUUAACAACUAUGCUGUCAUCCUGUAUACCAGCUUGGGGCAGACGGGCUACAUGCCUCUGCUACUCUCUGCCUUGUGGUUAACCACCGCUGGACUCAUCUACAACCCUGGUGGUGCUUGGCUCCAUGACAAGGUAAACUCCCGUCGCAAGAUGUACAUGACUGGUUUUGUGGGUAUCGUCAUUACCACUUCUGUCUAUUGUGCCAUGAUCUCGUUGUAUGCUGGUACAGACAACAAAGCAGGUAAUGCUAUGGGCGUCUUGUUCAUGUUUUUGUACCUUGCUUUCCAAGGAACAUUCUGCAACACAACAAUGUAUCUCUAUGUCUCAGAGAUCUUCCCUACCGAGAUCAGGUCCAUCGGUAUUGGUUGGUCACUGUUUGGGCAAUUCGCUGCCACCAUCAUCCUUCUCCAAUCCGCCCCCAUUGGUUUCAACGCCGUGGGAUGGAAGUACUUUCUUCUCGUCAUUUGCUGGAGUGUUCUCUUCAUCCCAGCUAUCUACUUCUUCUGGCCCGAGACAGCGCGACUAUCUCUUGAAGAGAUUGGUAAGCAAUUCGGAGAUGAGGUUGCUGUGCAUAUAAACGAUGCCACGGAUGAAGAGCGAGCUGCCAUUGACAGGAAACUGAUCUCAGAAGCCCAUGCCAGAGACAAGGGUCCGGCGACUGGCGUAAAUGAUGUCCCUUCCAGCAACAGUAGUCAGAAUGUUUCCUCUGAGAGGUAG
Fusarium venenatum is the source of this 1605-nucleotide messenger RNA. Its product is annotated as general substrate transporter. Gene Ontology annotation, molecular function: carbohydrate:proton symporter activity. Gene Ontology annotation, cellular component: membrane. Lineage: Eukaryota; Fungi; Ascomycota; Sordariomycetes; Hypocreales; Nectriaceae. The record is from RefSeq and is a predicted model, not a curated record. Gene Ontology annotation, biological process: carbohydrate transport; transmembrane transport.